AGGUUGAUCUUCUACCGAGCUAGCAUGGUCCUAUGGCUCUCCAAAUUAGCAGAUGUGUAUAGGGUGCAACGCCACCUCGGCUAAUUGUGAUUCUCUUUUUCAGCUUCCUCCGUUUUGCCGCUCUUGGUGCCUAUAUCUCUUUCUUCUUCUCUCCACCCUUUUUCCUUUUUCGUCCUUCCCAAUUUUGUUCAGCGCUCGUGGCGAAGGAGACCAGUACUACGGGAAUCUGGCAUUUAGGCAGCCGCACCGACUCAGGCGUACGACGGACAGUCCGUCCAUACAGUAAUUACCCAACCGUACUAGUAUAGCCAUGAAAGCCGGAUCCGAAUAAUCCAAGGACGAUGUCGAUAACAACAUCCAUCGUUGGUGGUUGUCAUCCAGACGUAUGUGCUGCUAAUAAUAGAAGCGGACGGAAAAACAAUGUUUCACAUGACACGAGUGCGUGAUCAAUGUUUCGAGCACAUAGAAAAAUCAAGGAUGAUGGAUACUGUCUAGAACAUCGAGAUCGCUUAGUUUCUUGACGAUCCGAAAUCAGAAAAAUCCAUUCGAUGAAAUGAGUCGUUAGCUGAUUAGUAUUGAUGGGAUGAUAAGAGGGGUGUGGGUGGUGUCGUGUGGGUGGUCGUUGGUUCGGUCGCAAUCCAGACCGUGGAGGGGCUGUGUUAGCCUGUUUGCAGGUGGUCCAGAACGUCCAUGCUUUCUCCUUCUCGACUGGGAAGGUGGAAUGGGAUCCCUUACUAACAACUAGUACUUACUUGAACUUGAAUCUGCAAGGCAUGCAUGAUGGAAAGAAUGUUCUAUUCUGCAAGGGAUGAAAAUAUUGGAUAAUAGGAAAUGUUCUGGAAGUGUCGAUCUUGAGGCAUGCAUGUGACCUGUUACAGUGAUGAAUCACAGAGCUCGAUCGAGAGAUAUUGACUUGGGUUAAUUCUCAUGGUGUCUGCUACUACUAGGUACCGCUUUGGAAGACAAUUUUUUUU
Molecule: messenger RNA, 974 nt
Organism: Aspergillus pseudotamarii
Lineage: Eukaryota; Fungi; Ascomycota; Eurotiomycetes; Eurotiales; Aspergillaceae
Exons: 2
Coding region: 53-286 (77 amino acids)
Source: RefSeq, a predicted model, not a curated record